AUGUCUCUUUCUCACUGCGGGCGCCUUGCGCGCCUCUCUCUGGGCAGUGUCCGCCCGGCCUUGGGUGUUUCUCCUCGUGCCUUCGUCUCCCGACCCAGCCCACUCGUGCGGGGAGCUGCUUCAUCCAGCCGGGAUGCGCAACACAAGCUUCUCGCGUCUUCUCUCCAAGAUUCGGAUCCCGCUGUAUACACCAUCUUGCAGAAGGAGAAAAAACGCCAGCAGCACUUCAUUAACCUGAUUCCAUCUGAGAACUUCACCUCACAAGCAGUUCUCGAUGCCCUUGGCAGUGUGAUGCAGAACAAGUACUCCGAGGGUUACCCCGGUGCCCGUUACUAUGGAGGAAACGAGCACAUUGAUGCAUCUGAGCGUUUGUGCCAACAGCGUGCUCUCGAAACCUUCCGAUUGAACCCCGAGGAGUGGGGUGUGAAUGUGCAGCCUCUCUCCGGAUCACCUGCCAACCUCUACGCCUACUCCGCCGUCCUGAACACCCACGACCGAUUAAUGGGUCUCGAUCUGCCCCACGGCGGUCACUUGUCCCACGGAUACCAGACUCCUACCAAGAAGAUUUCUGCUAUCUCAAAGUACUUCGAAACUCUGCCAUACCAGUUGGACGAGUCCACCGGAUUGAUUGAUUAUGAUGGACUCGAGAAGCAGGCAAAGCUGUACCGCCCCAAGCUGAUUGUGGCCGGUGCUUCUGCCUACAGCCGUCGGAUUGACUACCCUCGCAUGCGCGCGAUUGCGGACUCCGUGGGAGCUUAUCUGCUGACUGACAUGGCUCACAUCUCUGGUCUGGUGGCUGCCGAUGUGAUGCCCUCUCCAUUCCCAUACUCUGACAUUGUAACCACCACUACUCACAAGUCUUUGCGUGGCCCCCGUGGUGCCAUGAUCUUCUACCGGAAGGGUGUUCGCAGCACUGAUAAGAAGGGCAAUCCAGUGCUGUAUGACCUCGAGAACCCCAUUAAUGCCUCUGUUUUCCCCGGUCACCAGGGAGGACCCCACAACCACACCAUUACCGCGCUGGCCGUGGCACUCAAGCAGGCUCAGUCCUCGGAAUUCAAGGAAUACCAGAAUGUUGUUCUGGCCAAUGCGCAGGCGCUCGCCGAACGCCUGGGUGAGUCAACUAGCAACGGUGGACUCGGCUAUAACAUCGUUUCCGGUGGUACUGACAACCACCUGGUCUUGGUGGACCUGAAGAACCGUGGCGUAGAUGGUGCUCGUGUUGAGCGUGUCCUAGAGCUGUGUGGCGUUGCUAGCAACAAGAACACCGUGCCCGGUGACAAGUCCGCCUUGAAGCCCGGUGGUCUGCGCCUGGGAACCCCAGCCAUGACCUCGCGUGGCUUCCAACCAGAGGACUUCCGCCGUGUUGCUGACAUUGUUGACCGUGCUGUCACCCUGACCCAGAAGCUCGACAAGGCUGCUCGUGAGCAGGCCCAAGCCAAGGGUGCGAAGAACCCAGGAACCCUCAAGGCAUUCUUUGAGUUCUUGGGCGAGGGUGAGGAGGUAUCCGAGCUUGUGCUCCUCCGGCAAGAAGUGGAAGACUGGGUUGGCACUUUCAGCCUCCCAUGGGCUAAGGAGUAG
Penicillium chermesinum is the source of this 1578-nucleotide messenger RNA. Its product is annotated as serine hydroxymethyltransferase. Gene Ontology annotation, biological process: L-serine catabolic process; folic acid metabolic process; tetrahydrofolate interconversion. Gene Ontology annotation, molecular function: zinc ion binding; cobalt ion binding; serine binding. NCBI's taxonomy places the organism in Eukaryota, Fungi, Ascomycota, Eurotiomycetes, Eurotiales, Aspergillaceae. The record is from RefSeq and is a predicted model, not a curated record. The coding region runs from base 1 to 1578 and encodes 525 amino acids. The transcript is spliced from 5 exons. Gene Ontology annotation, cellular component: cytoplasm.